GCAGUCCAUGUGAUGUUUGGUGCGAUCUACGGUGAAGAAAACAUCUGAACUGAACCAAAGAUAGCAGCACUAUCUUGAUCUGAGACACCAUGAAACCACAGCCCAUUCUUUUGAUUUUUCAUCUUUUGAGUCUUCUCCAAGUCUCUUUGUCACAAAAUGCAUGUUCCCAGCUUCCAGGUGUGCUCCAUGCACAUGUGUCAGAACAGAGCAGAAAAGAUGCAUAUCAGCUAGGAGAGACCAUACUCUACACAUGUGACACUGGUUUCACAUCAGACCUGCCCAUUAAAUAUGUGUGCAGCAGUGAAGGCUGGGUGACCCUCCGUCAAGAGUCUUGUUACCCUCCCACAGCCAGCUGUGAGCGCCCUUCCCCUCACGAAGGGCUCAGAAUUACCGGAUUACCAGAAAAUAACGGUCCAAUAUCUCCUGGUCAUGUCCUAAUAUUUGGCUGUGAUGAUCCUGUCAAACGUGUAAAUGGUAGUUCAGUGUUGAUCUGUGACAGAGAUGGACAGUGGAAUAAACCAGUACCCUCUUGUGAAGUCAUGACAUGCCCACCAGUUCGUGUGAAUGAUAAUGUCCAGGUGAGUGGAGAUCCGGAGGAUGGAACUCAUGGCAACGUCCUUAGAUUCAGCUGCAAGUCCGACUCUCAAAUUUUAAAAGGACCGACUGAAAUUUAUUGUAAUAAAAAAGGUGAAUGGAGUGGAAAUGUCCCAGAAUGCACAGAGGUGUCAUGUGACACCCCCCAGAUUCCUCACGGCCGUGUUACUGAUCCUCCUAAAGUGUACAGAGAAACAUGAAAACCACCAGCGCCGUUGUUACUUGCAAUGACAAUGGAAACUGGGAUAUCAUCCCGGAAUGCAAAGAUGUUUCAUGUGAUGACCGACGAGACCAAUAUCUGAGUUACUUUUAUGUUCAAUGGGGGCGAAGAAAAGUAAAUGACCGUGCAACUUAUUCUUGCAUAAGAGGCUAUGUAAAACCAAGUGGUGUUACACAUGCCACAUGUACCAGAGAUGGAUGGAUGCCUGAACAGCUUUGUGAAGAUGUACCGUCAUGUUCAGCUCCCCCCGCAAUUGAAUUUGGAGAUGUAAUGGGAAGUAAAACCAAAUACCAAGAGGGUGAGUCUGCUGAAUACACUUGUGCAAGGUAUUAUUUAAUGGAAGGAGGGCCACAACGAACCUGCAGGAAUGGACAAUGGACUGGACAUGUUAGAUGCAUCAAACCGUGCACUGUGACUAAAGAAGAGAUGGACAAACAUAAUAUUUACUUUCUAAAACAUUGGCUGGACAAGAUGUAUACAGAACAUAAUGAUCAUGUUACAUUCAGAUGUAAAGAUGGGAAAAGACAUGAUGGUAGGGUAGGGAUGCGUCAGCAGUGCAUUGAAGGUGUUGUUACUUUACCCACCUGUGUGUAAAAGGGUCUUCAAAGAGCUUGGAUUGAUUCAUCUGGCCUUGGAAGCUUAUAAUGUGUCAUUUAUGUUAAAUUUGUGCAUGCAGAUUACAUUCUUCAGAUUCAAAAUCAAAUCAUUGAAAAGCUGUUUAACACAUUGUUUUUGAUCAUCAGUGUUUCAUUGCAUGUUAAAAAUGUCUGUAUCAACAAUUGUCCUGGUCAUUUCUAAUGUCCUAUAUACAUAAAUAAAAUAUAAUCUCAAAUGUAA
Messenger RNA from Oryzias melastigma (Indian medaka), 1651 nucleotides. RefSeq names its product complement factor H-like. The record is from RefSeq and is a predicted model, not a curated record. Lineage: Eukaryota; Metazoa; Chordata; Actinopteri; Beloniformes; Adrianichthyidae.